AUGGGUUUAGCUGCCUUCAGAAGCAUUCAGACUGGAUGUGAGCACAGGACGCCACCCACCUCAGAUCUACAGCACCUCCUGCUGAAGACCAGGCACUGCACUGGACCCGUCAGCGAGGUCUGGCACGGUGUGUACAUCGGAGACGCGUCCACAGCCCAGAACAAGGCUCUGCUGUGGAGCCUGGGGAUCACCCAGGUUGUGAAUGCUGCAGAUGGGCCACAUCACAUUGACACCGGGGCCAGCUUCUACUCAGACAUGGCUGUCCGCCAUUAUGGCGUGGACGCCCCUGACAACCGGGACUUUGACCUCAGCCCCUUCUCCUGUCUGACUACAGAAUGA
This is a messenger RNA of Conger conger (European conger), 339 nucleotides long. RefSeq names its product dual specificity protein phosphatase 13B-like. Gene Ontology annotation, cellular component: cytoplasm. Gene Ontology annotation, biological process: negative regulation of MAPK cascade; protein dephosphorylation. The transcript is spliced from 3 exons. Gene Ontology annotation, molecular function: protein tyrosine/serine/threonine phosphatase activity; MAP kinase phosphatase activity. NCBI's taxonomy places the organism in Eukaryota, Metazoa, Chordata, Actinopteri, Anguilliformes, Congridae. The record is from RefSeq and is a predicted model, not a curated record. Bases 1 to 339 code for a protein of 112 amino acids.